AAUCCCAACCCUCGGGGCGCGACCUUCGAGUGACUCUGCCGGGGAUUCCGCGGUGUGCUAUGUGUAAGCAGACGCAGGCAUUCCUAGUACCUUACUACUACCUACCCAGGUAUGCAAGCCCCUCGGUAGGUGGUUUCUGUGAUAAACUCCGGGUACGUAAUUUAUCUCCGCCCUCGUUGCAUUCCACUUAGGUGCCUUCCACCAGCCACACACUGCACUGUCCCCACUAGUGUAAUACAGGGCUCCCUUUACCUCCCCUAUUGUCCGAAUGUCUCCGGGCUGCUUGCUUCGUCAGCAAAUUCUCAAGUAUUUCACGCUUGUUGUACCUACAAGGAAAGGCAGGGUCUCCCAGCAAGUUGGCAAGGAUUCGGUGUGAAGAAGAAGUGGGGGAGGAACCUCCUCCCCCCCAAAGUGGCCGGCUGGUAUGCGAUGUGAUGAUUGCCCUUCCAAUCGACCCGUAUCCGACCCAGCCCAAGUUCACUUCAUAUCCAAGUACUUGUCAUUCAUGCCCCUUCACCUUCACUAAGCAACCAAAACCCACCCUCAAAUUCUGCAUCCAAAUCCGUCUGCGUGCGCACCGUUUAGCGCUCCCCAUGCGCCGGCUUCCGUGUCUGCGCUGCACGGCAUUUUGUUUCCCGCUUUGCAAGCCUCUUCGUUUCCUUCCGCCGUUUGCGCUCUCGCCCCGUGCAAAUCUGGACGAGGCCAAGGAAGACAAGGAGAAAAGGAAGCCAUGGUUUUUGCACAGCCCAACCACUGCUUACUGCUACCAACCAAUGCUGCGCCCAACCCAACCAACCGGCCACCCACUUUGUGUGCUGGCAGCACUUCACAUCUCACGCCUGACAGCGGGCAGGUUGAUCUCAAGAGCAACUGCUGACUGGUUCCUUCGGACGAGCUCCAGUUAUCAUUCCUCGUCGCAACAAGGCAGAUCCCAACCGAGAGGCGGCAACCAGACGGUCACUGGUAAAUAUGGGCCAUGGCGAGCCAGCGGUCUAGGAUCAACCGAACCAAUUUACGGUACCUGUAUUGUGUUACCCUGUCACUAACGGCUACAUCUGUGAGGCUUGAGCACUUGUGCGCGUUCAUCAUGGGACGCAAUCAUCGCCAUCCUGUCCCAUUUCCAUUU
This is a messenger RNA of Colletotrichum navitas, 1126 nucleotides long. RefSeq lists its product as uncharacterized. The transcript has a single exon. The record is from RefSeq and is a predicted model, not a curated record. The coding region runs from base 435 to 1046 and encodes 203 amino acids. NCBI's taxonomy places the organism in Eukaryota, Fungi, Ascomycota, Sordariomycetes, Glomerellales, Glomerellaceae.